Molecule: messenger RNA, 931 nt
Organism: Marmota flaviventris (yellow-bellied marmot)
Lineage: Eukaryota; Metazoa; Chordata; Mammalia; Rodentia; Sciuridae
Product: phospholipase A2, membrane associated
Biological process (GO): arachidonate secretion; phospholipid metabolic process; negative regulation of T cell proliferation
Molecular function (GO): calcium ion binding; phospholipid binding
Source: RefSeq, a predicted model, not a curated record
CUCACCAACCCCCAACUUCCCAGAGGGUGCAGCUAUUUAAGAGCAGCUGCAUUCAGGAAAAACAAGAGAGUCAUUUGGAGCUAUCCAGUCCAGUAUCUUCUGAGAGGACAGUGAAUUGGACAAGAGAAUAGUGGCCAGGACAGGAGCUAGGACCACCUAGGAGAGGAGCCCAGGACAAUCCAUCUGCACUCAUCCUGCACAGAACUCUCAGCAUGAGGACCCUCCUGGCACUGGCAGUGAUUAUGGUCUUUGGCCUAAUGUGGGUUCAGGGGGAUAUUUUUAACUUCAAUUCCAUGAUCUCAUCGGUGACAAAAAAGAAUGGUGCAACCGAUUAUGGCGCCUAUGGUUGCCACUGUGGCCUGGGUGGCAAAGGAACCCCCAAGGAUGCAACGGAUCGAUGCUGUGCCCGCCACGACUGUUGCUACAAGCGUCUGGAGAAACGUGGAUGUGGCACAAAAUUUCUGAGCUACAAGUUUAAAUACCAAGCAGGCAAAGUCAUCUGUAAAGCAAACCAGGGCUACUGUAGGAGUCAGCUGUGUCAGUGUGAUAAAACUGCUGCCUACUGUUUUGCUAAAAACCGGAAAACCUACAAUAGGAAGUACCAGUUCUAUCCCAAUGUGCUGUGCCGUGGGAAGAAGCCCAGUUGCUGAGGCUCCUCUUCGCCAAAGCCUGGCCAGCCAGUGCUGGUCCUCUUCUCCAACACCCUCUCUCCCAGCCCCCACCAAGUUCCCUGCAAUCCAGAAAACAGUCCCGGUCCAUCCCAGGGGCAAGCUAGGAGCCCUUCUGUCCUGACCCAAACAAGAAGACCAAACCCGGGGGCACCUCUGCUGAGUCCCCACUCCUGCCCUUCCCUACCACCUCCGGCCCCCUGCUUAGCUCCCAGCUGCACACUCCUGGGAGUCUUUUCUGAAUAAACCAAUUUGUCACCAAA